AUCCACAGCCGAUCCGAUGCCGGUCCAUCAAGUAAAGAAUCUAAAUACUUUCGCGCCUAAACCAACCAGAAAACAGCGCCAAAGAGGGGCAAAGCAGAAACGCCUGAAACCGCCGCUACAAACGCUGCUCAAGCCGCCGUCACCAUACCAGCACCAGCCAAACGUUAACGGAGCGUUUCCCGUUCUUUCUUCUCCUUAGAGAAGAGGAGCUAAUGGAAGUUAAUCAACAGGCUAGAUGUAGAGAGUUGGCUAAAUCGUCCUCAUUUUAUAGUACAGUUUACUCUGAGAUAGAAGAGGUUGGAUGGGAGCAUUUGGUGAGGGCCGGAGGAGACCUAAGUUUCCUUAUUUUUCGUGUUUUUUGCUAUCCUGUUAUCCUUCUUGUAUAUUUCGGUGCUAGAGAUAAGAAGGGAAGAGUGCAUGUUAUGGAAAUUCAAUUGGAUAAAGCUUAUCCUAGAGUUCCUCCAAUGGUUUCAGCGGAUGUUCCCUAUGUCUUCAAUUUAAAAUGGUCAAUGAACUCGAGACUGAAAAACUUGGUACAACAGUUUGAGAAGCAUCUGGAGAAGCUUCAAGCAUUCUGGUCUACUUUGGAUGAAAUUGACAGGUCCCUUCAGAUUGUUGAUUCAAAGCAAGCAUCUCGAGCCAUUCCGAGUCGCCAAAUCCACGUAGGAAAUGGUUGCUUCAUCAUAUUGUUCAUCGAUAACAAUGAUCCUAGAUCAUUACCAGAGUGUCGUUUUAUGGGUUUAGGUAAUACUGUGAACUCCUUGAGAAAGACAUGGAAAAGAAAUGUUGAUAAAUGGGAGAGGGACAAAGCCUUUUUAGAAAAUCUUGAGUGUCUUUUGAACACCCAAUUGCCAAGGCUUGCUGAUGCAGAGACCAACAAUCAUCUAGAUGAAUGUGGAAUCUGUUAUGCUCAAUAUCUCCCCAUUGGUGAUGAGCUUGGACCUCAGACUGGAAGUGCAACUGAUUACACUUGUGAGAAUAACAGUUGUAGUAAGGCUUUCCACAGCAUGUGCCUACUGGACUGGUUAAGGUCGAUCACGACGACAAGGCAGUCAUUCAAUGUUCUGUUUGGAAAUUGUCCUUAUUGCUCAGAGCCAAUUGCAGUGAAAAUCAAUGCCACAAAUAAUUAAAGAUCUUAUAAGUCAUAAUCUAUGAUCCUAAGCUGAUCCAUCCUGUCCCGGAGAACCCUUUCACGAGCAGAAGAGGCGUGUGAAUUUCAAUUACUGCCAAAGCAGCAAAACUCUGAAGAUUAAAGCUUCUCUUGUCCAUGCAGGUACCUAAAACCAAUUCCGUUUUGCUGAAAUAAGAAGCAUUCAAUGUAGGUUUGUGCCCACUAGCACUAUACAAUUACCUUAUGGCCAACAAUGAUUUGUGGCAUUCCCUUCUUUAUGUUUUGUCCUGACUUAUCUAAGGCAUUAUUUACUUUGAUCAAAAGUGUUUCACUUGAUUGGUAGAGUUUCCUUGAAUAUUAGAUUCUUUGUCCCAACACAUUCAUUUCUUUGCCACUGGUAUGUCAUAUUCCAACAAUAUGUUACCUCUAUUAAAUGACUGCUUUUAGCUGGAAUUCAAGCAUGUUUUGUUUCA
This is a messenger RNA of Gossypium arboreum, 1584 nucleotides long. RefSeq lists its product as uncharacterized. Lineage: Eukaryota; Viridiplantae; Streptophyta; Magnoliopsida; Malvales; Malvaceae. Gene Ontology annotation, cellular component: nucleus; Fanconi anaemia nuclear complex. The transcript is spliced from 11 exons. Gene Ontology annotation, biological process: interstrand cross-link repair; protein monoubiquitination. The record is from RefSeq and is a predicted model, not a curated record. Bases 213 to 1130 code for a protein of 305 amino acids. Gene Ontology annotation, molecular function: ubiquitin protein ligase activity.